GCGACGCGGGCGGCGGGCGCGGAGGCGGCUCGGCAGGAGGCUGUGCGUCCGCCAGCGACGACGCGGGGUCGUCAUGGAAGUGAAGGAUGCCAAUUCUGCACUGCUCAGUAACUACGAGGUGUUCCAGUUACUAACUGAUCUGAAAGAGCAACGGAAGGAAAGUGGAAAGAACAAACACAGUUCUGGGCAACAGAACUUGAACACUAUCACCUAUGAAACAUUGAAAUAUAUAUCAAAAACACCAUGCAGGCACCAGAGUCCCGAGAUUGUUAGAGAAUUUCUCACAGCAAUGAAAAGCCACAAGUUGACCAAGACCAGCUUCGGCCGUUCAGAGCCCAGCAGGACAGCGACUGGUCGAGCUGAAAAGCUUCAGCUGUUGAAUCACAGGCCUAUGACUGCUGUUGAGAUCCAGCUGAUGGUGGAGGAGAGCGAAGAGCGGCUCACGGAGGAGCAGAUCGAGGCGCUUCUCCACACCGUGACCAGCAUUCUGCCCGCGGGGCCAGAGUCCGAGCCGAAGAGGAACCCGGACGACGCGAUGGGGGAUGACGAGGACGCCGCGUAGGGGGGGCACGGCCGGCCUGGCCGCCUCAAGACCCUGAGAAGUCAGCAGCCGGUGCCUGGGCACCCAGAGGAUUGCUCGGGGUUUCACUCUCCGUCCCAGCAGGCCUGGUUUCACAGUUGGCUGCAGAAACCACAAAAACAAGCUUAGAAGAGGUCCUCGUGCCUCCGGGAGACGCAGCGUGGUGAAGACAGACGGGGCUGUCAGGGCAGAGAGCUGAAGGGAGGCGGACGAAGACAGGACGAUGACCGUGCAACCCCCUGUGGUAAAAAUGUUUCUUCUGUGGCCUUUGCCGUAGUCGUGGGCAGGCCCCGUGCGCAGCAGGAGGACUGCUUGUGUCGCCCGUGAUGGGCCGUGUCCUUGUCAUGUCGUCUGCUGCUCUCCGCGCUUCCCGAGCAGGGUGCUGAGUGCCGUUGUGGGGGCGUCGAGCGGGGAGAAUCCGGGCAGAUGACCGGACACUCCCGGAGCCGCAUGUCGUUGCCGUAGGCUGGAAUGAGCCGCUGGACUUGGCUCACCGGAGAGGAAGCUCUUCCUCGAGAACAGCAAGGAUGAGAGAAGAGAGGCCUGGCAGGGCUCUUGUUCACCAGCUCACUACUUAGUCUGCAGCGUUAGGGCACUGCCCGUUCCAGCGGACGAGCCGCACAGCAGGCCGCGGACAGCGGCGACAGAAGUCCAUCGCCGGCUGCCCUUCGGCCCGUGUGCGUCUCCUGCCCACCCCCGGAGGCCAGGUGGGCUGCGCUUGCCCCGGGGUGGGUUGUUUGCGUCUUUAGAACGGGCACAGACAGGGACCGGAUAUGAAGGACUUCAGCCUGGCAAUGAGAACUGGAGUGUGUUGGCGGUGGCAGUGGCCUCAGCGCUCCAGUUCCGGGUCCGGGGAGAAGGACCAUGUGAGGAGCUUGCAGAUACCGAGGUCUGGAGAGUUCAGUAGCCCCAGACGGGUGGUGGCCUUAGGUCCCGGGAAUAUUGCUGAACAGUAAUUGCCCACAUUUGCUCUGCCCCCCAUUUGGAGAAGAAAAUGCCCACAGACAUUAAUUUUUCAAAUCAGUGCUCCUUUUAUUGUGAGAUUACAUAUUUUUUGGUGCUAUUAAUCGGGUUACUUCCCACGCCCUUGUAAUUACAAGAUUAUUUCAACCACCCCCAACCCUGCCAGUCACAGUGAUGUGGCUGUUAACCUUAUCACUGAGGAUCAGCUGAGACCUGUUCACAGGCACAAAACUAGAAUUCGAAGGGCAGUUUUUAAACUUCUCUUUGGUAUUGGGAGUUUUACCAGGAAUUGUUGAUUUAUUUGUCAAGGCAUCGGAUCUGUGUCACUGUUUCAUUUUAACCUUGAGUGUAUUCAGUGCAUUUAAUGGAUUAAUCUAGUUAAUAAUAAAUUGUUUCCAAGUGACUGCCAA
Molecule: messenger RNA, 1953 nt
Organism: Neogale vison (American mink)
Lineage: Eukaryota; Metazoa; Chordata; Mammalia; Carnivora; Mustelidae
Gene: CRCP
Product: CGRP receptor component
Exons: 7
Coding region: 74-562 (162 amino acids)
Biological process (GO): transcription initiation at RNA polymerase III promoter
Cellular component (GO): RNA polymerase III complex
Molecular function (GO): nucleotide binding
Source: RefSeq, a predicted model, not a curated record